AGUUACUCAAAACCUAUUAACAAGUUCUUAAUUUACUAACAACUUGCAGGUUCCCGCAUUUUUACUCGGAAAUUUAUAAUCAAGCUCGUUUCCUACUCUGGAUUGAUUGAAUCCAGAAGUUUGAUUUUUCACUUUCUGUAAAGUUGUAACUCAAUAUAAAUCAAAAUGAUUCUUGCUUAAAAUUAUAAUUUUGAAUCCUCAAAUCGAUGUGAUUUUUCGUUUAGAAUCUAUUUUCAAUAUUUCUCUUAUUAUCUCCUCUUCAACAAUUUACAAUGUCAUUAAAAAGGAAAGUAAUGCGAGAUAUCAUUCAGAAAAUGAAAGACCCCGUGGUUGUGACCAAGCGAAUUGUGAAAAGAAAAAAUAUCGAUAAACUUGAUAAAACCUAUUGCUGUGUGCCUCAGUGCAAAACCUAUGGUUUUAAAAAUGCUGAUGUAAGCUUUCACUGUUUCCCAUCGGAAACAUCAGACCCUCUGCGACGUAAAAAAUGGAUUUUAGCUCUAAGAAUAGGAAAACCAGUAACCACUGGUAUGAGAGUGUGUUCCAGACAUUUUCGCACUACUGAUUAUAUGUACCCAGAAGUUUCUACUUGGAGGCCCUGUUUGAAAAAAGACAGUGUACCAUCUUUAAAUUUACCUGUGGAUAAUCCACCUCCAAAACCGCGUAAAAAAGUUACUCUACCUAAAAGUAAAGAAUCUGAAGAACCUGCGGAAAAACCUGUUCAUUUUAUCAAAGUUAAACCCGUGAAAAAUGCAGAUGAUAUAAAGGAAGAACCUAAAGAGUAUGUGGAUGAUGAUGAUGAUCCAUUUGCCUUACAAAUAAUUACUAGUGAUGAAGAGUCAUCAGAUGGAUUAAGUGAAUCUAAAAAAAUGAAACUUACAUCUAAUGCUCUGAAAGACACAUGGAACAGCAAAAUUUGUGGAAUUGAGACUAGAUUAGCUUAUAGUGAACCAUGAAUUUGGAUUAAUCUUCAAGUUCAGAAACUUGCGAAUUUUAAAAUAUGAAAUUCAUAUUUGUUUUCAUUUCAAGCUGAUGCAAUUUUUUGGAUUGAAAUAUUAUUGUAUAUUCAUGUAAAUAUCAAAGUUAUGUCAUUUUUUUUAUUUUGGUUAUUUAUGUUUAAAGAUUGUCUUUUGUAAUACUCAACUGCUAAAACCGUUUCCAUGUAGUGGAAUAUUGUAUGUUUGUGAUAUGUAUUAAAGUGUGUUCUUUUA
Molecule: messenger RNA, 1208 nt
Organism: Parasteatoda tepidariorum (common house spider)
Lineage: Eukaryota; Metazoa; Arthropoda; Arachnida; Araneae; Theridiidae
Source: RefSeq, a predicted model, not a curated record